Oncorhynchus mykiss (rainbow trout) is the source of this 2014-nucleotide messenger RNA. It is a transcript of the gene camkk1b, whose product is annotated as calcium/calmodulin dependent protein kinase kinase 1b. Gene Ontology annotation, molecular function: ATP binding; protein serine/threonine kinase activity. Lineage: Eukaryota; Metazoa; Chordata; Actinopteri; Salmoniformes; Salmonidae. The record is from RefSeq and is a predicted model, not a curated record. Gene Ontology annotation, biological process: CAMKK-AMPK signaling cascade; protein phosphorylation.
UCUGACCAUUCUCUGUGAUUAAACCGGGACUGGGACAAGGACAGGGACAGCCAUGAGUGAAGACACUGAUGGACUGGCAGAGCUGGACUCUGAGCACAAUGCAGAGCUGGCCGACAUGGUGGCCGCCAUGAGCAUGGCAUCCAACCGGAUGACCACGCCCAACGGUCACCGAAGGCCCCCUGCACCAGCGCGCCGGAAGCUGUCAUUGUCAGACAGGAAGCUAUCAUUGCAGGAGCGAUCGACCCAGCCGCGAGAGGCCCGACAGCCCACCAUCGAGUCCAAGCGGGUGUCCAUUUCAGAUUCCCAGAAUUGUAUCCAGCUCAACCAAUACAAGUUGAAGGAUGAGCUUGGAAAGGGCUCGUAUGGGGUGGUGAGAUUAGCUUACAAUGAAGAUGAUGAACAAUACUAUGCAAUGAAAGUUUUUUCAAAAAAGAAGUUGAUGAAGAUGUGUGGAUUUCCUCGGCGUCCCCCUCCUCGAGGAGCCAGCACAGAACAGGGACUGCCACCCAAACCCCUGGGGCCACUGGAGAGAGUCUACCAGGAGAUCGCCAUCCUGAAGAAACUAGACCACCUUAACAUUGUCAAUUUGGUGGAGGUUCUCGAUGAUCCUGCUGAAGAUAAUCUCCACAUGGCCUUUGAGUUAAUGCCAAAAGGCCCAGUGAUGGAGGUGCCCUCAGACACUCCUUUCACAGAGGGACAAGCCCGCUUCUACUUCAGAGACAUCCUCCUGGGGAUUGAAUACUUGCACUACCAGAAGAUCAUCCACAGAGACAUCAAGCCUUCCAACCUGUUGCUGGGAGACAAUGGGCAUGUGAAGAUUGCAGACUUUGGUGUCAGUAACCAGUUUGAGGGGAGUGAUGCUCUCCUGUCCAGCUCAGCAGGGACUCCAGCCUUCAUGGCCCCCGAGAUGAUGACUGACCAUGAACAGAGCUUUACUGGCAAGGCCUUGGAUGUGUGGGCCAUGGGAAUCACCCUGUACUGCUUUGUCUAUGGGAAGUGCCCUUUCAUCGAUGAAUACAUCAUUGGCCUGCACAAUAAGAUCAGGAACAGGCCUGUGGAGUUCCCAGACAUGCCGGAAGUUUGCAAGGAGUUGAAGGAUCUUAUUGUAAGGAUGCUGGAUAAAAAUCCUUAUACAAGGAUCACCAUUCCUGAAAUCAAGGAGCACCCGUGGGUGACGGAGGAUGGCACUGACCUUCUACCCCUGGAGGAGGAACACUGCACCGUGGUGGAGGUCACUGAGGAGGAGGUCCAGAACUCUAUCAAACUCAUCCCCAGUAUGUCUGCUGUGAUCCUGGUGAAGUCCAUGCUGAGGAAGAGGUCCUUCAGUAACCCCUUUGUGUGUCAGAACAGGAGGGCAGAGAGGUCCAUGUCUGCUCCAGGAGGUUUCCUUGCAGACUCUUGGGGGAUUUUGGAAUCCAAGGUUCAUCCUUCGUUGAGGAAAUCAAGCAGAGUCGGAGAGUUGGAUGGAAGCGUAGAAGGAGAGUUGGAGGACCUUACUGAAGAUGAUGGUACAUUUGCAUAGGCCUGCUGGUAAACCUGCUCCCACACCAUUCUUUCUUUGUUUUUUUGUCUUUUCUGAUUGACCUGUUUAAAUGAAAGGACAGACCUGUUUAAAGAAAACUCUUUGCUGUAUCUUCACAUAAUAUGUAAUAUUAAUGUAAUCUAUUUGAAGAAAGAUCCAAAUGAAAGAGCUCACCCCGAUACAGUCUUUUAGAAAUAUUUGUGAUAAACCUUAUAUAUCAUAUAAUAAAAGUACAAACCAUGUGUUAUUUUUUUAAAAACUUUUGUCUUAUCCCAACUGCAUGAUGUUUGUGUCUGUUGUUAACAUAGGUUUCAUUGUCUAUUCAUGACUGUACUAUAGUACUCUUAAUAGUCUGAAUGCCUUUUGUACUGUUAGCUCUGUGUUUCUCCAAAUAUUACACCUAUGUGCUCAGCUGAAAUGUGGUUGUUACAAUCCAUUCUAAAGAAGUCAUUUUUGCAUGCUUUCAUACAGUUGAUGUUGCCGAUAAUUAAA